AUCUGGAGUCUGUGUUUCACAUUCUGCCUCUUUUGCAUCUUUCUUCGCCAAACCACAGCAAAAAGAAAACUGAAGUUUGUGUCUGUAGUGUUUCACCAUGGCGAUCAUACCCCACAGGAGUUUUUUCCAACUGACAAGCACAAAGAAAUUGCAAGGCAGCAUGGAUACGGACAGCUUACCAAGUUUGGCAUACAGCAACAGUAUGAGCUUGGACAGUACAUGCGGAGAAGAUACUCCUAUUUCCUGAGUGUUGUUUACAAACAGUCUGAGGCAAGUACUGGAUCUGGAAGGGAACAUGUUUUUUGGUUGAUAGGACUUCUUGGAUCUGUGAGAAUCUGAGCUUGGUACAUUUGGAGGUAACCUACUGAACUGAGUGUGAUUUCAAAAUAUCCCUGAAGAUGUGGCUCAAUUUUGAGUGAGCCUGAUGGUAAGCCAAAAACCAUGCAGAAGUUUUUAAGGCUGUAUAUGAGGCUCAGAUACCUCACUGCUGUGACAGAAUAUCUGUGUUGGAGAUUUCAAAUUAUGCUUUUCCAUUUACAGCGCAGACAAAGCUGUUUUCAUUUCCAGUUGCUCAGUGCAUCCAUGAUGUCCUAAUUUGUUUGAUCAACUGAAGGUAGCCUUAUGUUUUUCACUAGGACUCCUAAGGGAGCAGCUGCCAAGUUGCAACUUUCCUCUCCACUAAAGUUUUAUUCCAAGGCCCUAUUUCAGUUUCUUUCUUUCUCCCUUCUUUCUUUCUUUACCCCAAAUGCCAAUUUACUCAGCACAGUACUAGACCCCUUCUUUUCUAUCAAGAGAAGAGACUUAACAGGAGAGAUUACCUUAAGUAAGUAAAUAAAUAAAAUUCCUUUCUUCCUUCAGAUUUAUGUUCAGAGCACUGACUGUGAUCAAACACUUAUGAGUGCUCAGGCAACUCUUGCUGGGCUGUAUCCACCAACACAGGGGCACAUUUGGAACCCCAGAAUCCUUUGGCAGCCGAUUCCAGUUCACACAGUGCCACUGUCACAUGAUAAUUUGCUAUAUGUACCUUUCUCACACUGCCCAAAAUACAAUGAGCUUCUGAGAGAAACCUUUGCAACAAGAGAUUUCCAGAAGCAGCUCAAGCAGUACAGGUCUUUUCUCAAGUUUUUAGCCUCUCACACUGGAUACCCACUGAAGACAUUGAACAGUGAAAGAAUUUUGAGGAUCUCUGACACUUUACGAUAUGAGGAUAUUAACAACUACACUUUACCUGCUUGGGCUACUCAUGGUGUCAGGACCAAGCUGAUAAAGCUCUCAGAAUUGUUAUUGCAGGCAGAAUUUGGGUUCCACAAACAAAUACAGAAAUCACGUUUGCAGGGAGGUCUUCUUUUAAAAACUAUCCUAAAGCAUAUGUCAGAUGCUAGAAAGCCUUCACACCAUCAAAAAAUGAUUAUAUAUUCUGCGCAUGCAACCACCAUUGUUGCCUUACAGAUGGCACUCCAUGUUUUCAAUGGGAAACUGCCUCCUUACAGUGCUUGUCAUUUCUUUGAACUCUACCAGGAAAAAAAUGGGCAAGUAUCUGCAAGCUAUACUGCUAGCAUAUACAUUUUUUUGCCUAAAGAAAUGUAUUGCUACCCCUGACUAACUAGACUGGAUACACAAGGUU
Molecule: messenger RNA, 1624 nt
Organism: Phasianus colchicus (ring-necked pheasant)
Lineage: Eukaryota; Metazoa; Chordata; Aves; Galliformes; Phasianidae
Source: RefSeq, a predicted model, not a curated record